Acanthosepion pharaonis is the source of this 1053-nucleotide messenger RNA. NCBI's taxonomy places the organism in Eukaryota, Metazoa, Mollusca, Cephalopoda, Sepiida, Sepiidae. The record is from the annotation of a GenBank genome assembly.
AUGGUUCGUCAAAUAUUGUUUUUCUCAUCGGUUGCUAAAUUUUUUUUUUUAAUCUCAUCCGAUUGUGGGAAUGUAACAACCCAGAAAACCUGUUUGCCUUUUCCUUACUAUUUGCGGGAAAUUCUAGACACACAUAUCUAUCUAUCUAUCUAUCUAUCUAUCUAUCUAUCUAUCUAUCUAUCUAUCUCAGCCUGUUCAUAUCUAUUUAUCUAUCUAUCUAUCUAUCUAUCUAUCUAUCUAUCUAUCUAUCUAUCUAUCUCUAUCUCAGCCUGUUCAUAUCUAUCUAUCUAUCUAUCUAUCUAUCUAUCUAUCUAUCUAUCUCAUCCAUCUAUCUAUCUAUUAUCUAUCUACAUAUCUAUCUAUCUAUCUAUCUAUCUAUCUCAGCCUGUUCAUAUCUAUCGAUCUAUCUAUCUAUCUAUCUAUCUAUCUAUCUCAUUCUACACAUAUCUAUCUAUCUAUCUAUCUAUCUAUCUAUCUAUCUAUCUAUCUAUCUCAGCCUGUUCAUAUCUAUCUCAGCCUGUUCAUAUCUAUCUAUCUAUCUAUCUAUCUAUCUAUCUAUCUAUCUAUCUAUCUCAGCCUAUUCAUACCUAUCUCAGUCUGUUCAUAUCUAUCUAUCUAUCUAUCUAUCUAUCUAUCUAUCUAUCUAUCUAUCUAUCUAUCUAUCUCAGCCUAUUCAUACCUAUCUCAGUCUGUUCAUAUCUAUCUAUCUAUCUAUCUAUCUAUCUAUCUAUCUAUCUAUCUAUCUCAGCCUAUUCAUACCUAUCUCAGUCUGUUCAUAUCUAUCUAUCUAUCUAUCUAUCUAUCUAUCUAUCUAUCUAUCUAUCUAUUAAAUCUCUCGCUUUUUUCCUUAACAAGCGACGAUUUUUCUUCCUCAAAUAUACAAAAUACGAACAAUGCCGACAUUUCUUCUUUUUCUUUUCCCCCACUUCUCUUUUCUUAAUUUCUUUGCCUGAUGCCCCUAUCUAUCUAUCUAUCUAUCUAUCUAAAUUUGUUCAUAUCUAUAUAUUUAGCUGCAUGUUUUGUUUAAGAUAUUUCAAUGGCGGAAAAUAUUGA